This is a messenger RNA of Caenorhabditis angaria, 2156 nucleotides long. Lineage: Eukaryota; Metazoa; Nematoda; Chromadorea; Rhabditida; Rhabditidae. The record is from the annotation of a GenBank genome assembly.
AUGCCGCCGGCGGACUUGGAAAUAGACGAUUCUUUGCAUCUUUUGCGUUUGGUAACACAUCGUGAAUUUACACAUCAUUUAGAAUCGCUUCCAGGUAAGAAAAUUAAGGGGUACUACGAUAAAUGAAUAUCCAAAGUCUCAAAGGCAUUUUUUGUAAAGUAAAACUCAUGACUAUAAAUCUAGAACAUUUUUUUGUCUUGAAAAUGAAUAUUCUCAGGAGCCAAGGAAUUAUUUAUCGAUAAAUGUCUUCUUCGACCAAUCGAUAAUGUUGCCACAUCAUCAGAUAUGAAAAAACACGGAGUGAAACGAAUCGUUCAAUUCAAAUUAGAGCAAUCACCUCAAGCAUGGAAUAUUGAUGUAGAUCAUCGUGUAUUUUUUCUGAGGCCAACUAUUGAAAAUGCGACAAAAUUGGUCGAAUUUGCUGAGGAAACAUCAAAAGGUAUUUUGUUUUCGAAUAGUUUUGCAGAAAAAAAAACAUCGAGAAUGUUUCAGAACAUUCAUUGGCUGUAAUUUGGUGUAAUCGUCGAAUGGAACAAUGUGAUAUAGUUUUCGAAUCAGCUGGUGUUUUUGGACAAAUUCGACAACUUGAGAUAAAUAUGUGUCUGCUACCAAUUGAAAAUGAUUUAUUCUCACUUCAACAUUCCGAAAAUGCACAACUCGAUCUAUUUUCGGUUGCAAACAUUUUUGUAGCUCUUCAGAAUUUAUACGGUGUUAUUCCAACAGUUUAUGGAUUAGGAUCGGAAACAAAAAAGUUAUGGAAUCUUGUUCAUCGAAUUUGCUCAAAAAAUGAACCAAGAGCAAGACCAGAUCAACCAAUAAGUCAUCUUUUUGUAUUCGACAGACAAUUGGAUCCAAUGCCUGUUUUAUUAACAGGUGCUUCUUACGAAGGAUUACUUCAUGAAUUUUUUACAAUUGAUUGUGGUAAAUUAUCAUUUCCACACGAUAUGAGAAGACAUAUUCCGAUUGGACCAUUAGAUUUUGAUUGGAUUGAAAUCGAUCCAGAAGAAGAAAAAGAAGCGAUGAACAAAAAUCGAGGUGAUACUGUGAAAUUAGACAAUUGUGAAGAUAUUUUCGCAUCAAUUCGAAAUAAACAUGUUACUGCAGCUUUGGAAUUUCUUCACGCGAAAGCAAAAUCGAUUCAAAAAAGUAUUGAAAAAUCAGCAAUGAUUGAAGAAGUUGCUGAUUAUCGGAAUUUUGUUGAGAAAGAUCUUCGAUCUCUUAAAUCAGAUCAUAAACAUUGUGAACUUCAUAUAAAUGCAUGUGAAAUGAUGAUGAAUAAAGUGAAAAUGGAAGAUUAUAGAACAAGAUUCAAAUUAGAACAUGAAAUGUUGCUUGGAACAUGUACAAAUGAAGAUUAUUUCGAUUUUGUAUUCGAAAGAGUUCCAAUGCGAUCUUGUCAUGAUGUUGUUAUUUCAAUGAUGUCAUUAGCUAGUAUUAAAUUAGAUGGUUUGCCAGAUGAUACUUAUGAUGAAUUUGUCGAAAUGCAUUUGCAAAAAUACGGGUAAGUUUAACUUAAUAUUAACUAAAAAGAUAUAUUAUAUUCUAAAUUCAGAUACGAAUCACUUUUCGAGAUCCAAAAUUUGAAAAAUUCCGGAAUAAUUUAUGCAAAACGACACGGAACAAGAAAUAGUUCGAAAACUUGGGAAAAUCUUGCUCGCCGUUUCAAAAUUGUCAAAGGAAAUGAAACAAUGGAUAUGUCAAAUCCAUCUGAUAUGAGCUAUGUUUUUGGAGCCAGAAUUGCUCCAUUAUUGUGUAAAAUUGUUCAAGAUACGAUGGAAAAUGGAUGGAACAAAUUAGAAUACGAAAGGAUUGUUGGUAAGAUUUAAAUGAAAGAUUUCAGAAAACAUUUAAUUUUUUCAGGAAAAGAUAAUGUUCUUGUCGAAGAAAAUAGUUAUAUUGCGGCGGAUCGCCGACCAGAUAAUCGAAUGCGGAAAGCUAUUAUGGUAUUUCUAUUAGGAGGUGUAACUUAUUGGGAAGUUGCUGCUUUACGGUAAGAAUAUUGAUUAGUAGACAAAUUUGAAAAUUACUCAGAAAUAAUUUUCAGACUUUUGGCAGUUCAGAAAAACUUUCGUAUUUUGAUUUGUGCCACACAUAUUGUCAACAAAUCGGAAUAUUUGCAAACAAAAGCAAAUGAUGUUUCAUCAAUUUUUAGUUAA